This is a messenger RNA of Kwoniella botswanensis, 546 nucleotides long. RefSeq lists its product as uncharacterized. The record is from RefSeq and is a predicted model, not a curated record. Bases 1 to 546 code for a protein of 181 amino acids. Lineage: Eukaryota; Fungi; Basidiomycota; Tremellomycetes; Tremellales; Cryptococcaceae. The transcript is spliced from 5 exons.
AUGUCCAAUUCAUUCUUCAAUACAUGUCUCCCAUGCCUCACUGGAGGAACCUCAAUGCUCUUAAGAAAGACCACUUGUCUAUCCGAUAAAGUCGGAAUGGCAAACACGGGUGUAGCCGUCCAUAAAUCAUCAAUAGGUCCAGGUAUGGAAUCUACUGCAAUUCACUAUCACCUUUCUAAUACAGAAUGGAUAUAUAUACUCUCCGGCUCAGCCAUCCUUCAACUGGUUGACGCUUCGCUUCCAAUCCUCAAUCCUUUCCAGCCCGCUUCUUCAGGUCCAGAGGACGGAGAGGGAGAGAGGAAAGAACAUCAAGUUGAAGAAGUACCUGUCUCUCAGGGCGACUUCAUCGGUUUUCCUGGCGGGGUAGGCGCAUCAAGAUACGCUCAUGGACUGAAAGCAGGGGAGGAGGGGUGCGAAUAUCUGGUGGGUGGGGAUAGAGGUGGAUCAGGUGUGACGCAUUAUCCUUUAGCAAAUGCCUCGGAUAUUUGGGAAAGAAGUAAAGAUGGGAAAUUCACUGUUGCUUCUGCUCCCAAUGGAUCUCAGUAA